This is a messenger RNA of Jatropha curcas, 2432 nucleotides long. RefSeq lists its product as hypothetical. NCBI's taxonomy places the organism in Eukaryota, Viridiplantae, Streptophyta, Magnoliopsida, Malpighiales, Euphorbiaceae. The record is from RefSeq and is a predicted model, not a curated record.
CAGAAUGAUAUACCCGAAGGGCCCCACAAAUCGACCGACAACCCUCCUCCAAUCUCUGACGAUCUUAGAAUAUGCUCACCAGCUUACAAUCCUACAUCUUCAGUCUCUUUACAGAGACUUCUCCGUUCCAUUUCACCUUUCUUGAGGAGGAUUGGUUCUUUCUCUAACAUAAUAAUGUUUGGUUGCAAGUGUUUCUAUUGGAAGAGAAUUGACAAUUUCUUUCCAUCUGAACCAAGCACCUUCUGUCUUCCUUCUCCUCUAUCUGAUUGGCCUCCAGGCCAAGGAUUUGCAACUGGAAGGAUAAGUUUAGGGGAAAUUGAAGUUAUUAAAAUCGCCAGGUUUGAGUUGAUUUGGACGUGCAAUCUUUCACAGGACAAGAAGAAAGGUGUUACCUUCUAUCAACCUGUGGGAGUGCCUGAUGGAUUUUAUUGCCUUGGUCACCACUGCCAACCUAGUGAUAAGCCCUUAAGAGGUUCUCUUCUUGUGGCAAGGGAGGUGGAUUUUCCUGAGAAAGAAGCCUCUAGUUUUGGCUGUUGUGUCAAGUCAUCUGCUCUACAAAAGCCCCUUGAUUAUACAUUAGUCUGGAGUUCCUAUGACGGAAAUGAGGAAAAUUCUCAUGGAUGUGGUUUCUUCUGGCUGCCUCAGCCUCCUGAAGGUUAUAAGCCGUUGGGCUAUUUAGUAACCAAUAAACCAGAAAAGCCAGAAUUGGAUGACGUGAGGUGUAUUAGAGCAGACCUGACAGAGGAAUGUCAAGCUUAUCGCCCAAUUUUUAAUCUAUAUUCUAAAUUUUCAACAUUUCCUUUUCAAGUUUGGAGCACAAGACCCAGCCAUCGAGGAAUAAUGGGGAAGGGUGUUUCAGUUGGCACAUUUUUCUGCAGUAGCAACUGGACAUCUGGAGAGGAACUGAGUAUAGUGUGCUUAAGGAAUUCAAAUCCUGAAUUACAUGGCAUGCCAAAUCUUGAACAGAUUCAUGCACUCAUCAACCGCUAUGGGCCCAGAGUUUUCUUUCAUCCUGAUGAGGUCUACUUGCCAUCUUCUGUCUUAUGGUUUUUCAAAAGUGGAGCGCUGUUAUAUAAAGCUGGUGACUUGAAAGGUGAACCCAUUGAUGUUAGCGGCUCUAAUUUGCCAGCAGGUGGGACAAAUGAUAGAGCAUUUUGGAUAGACUUGCCUAAUGAUGAUCGCAGGGAGACUGUGAAAUAUGGAAACUUGGAAAGUGCAAAACUUUACGUUCAUGUGAAGCCUGCAAAUGGUGGAACUUUCACUGAUAUUGCGAUGUGGGUAUUUUGUCCUUUUAAUGGUCCAGCUACUCUUAAAGUUGGACCUCUAAGUGUUGGCCUUAGCAAGAUUGGGCAGCAUGUAGGUGACUGGGAGCAUUUCACUCUCCGCAUAUGCAACUUUAGUGGGGAGCUAUGGAGUAUGUAUUUCUCUCAGCAUAGUGGUGGUGAAUGGGUUGAGGCUUUUGAUUUAGAGUACAUAGAGGACAAUAAACCUAUUGUUUAUUCAUCCAAAAGUGGACAUGCAAGCUAUCCUCAUCCCGGGACCUACAUCCAGGGAUCUGCAAAACUUGGGAUUGGAAUAAGGAAUGAUGCAGCUCGUAGUAAUUUAUAUGUGGAUUCAAGCACCCAUUACGAAAUUGUGGCAGCUGAAUAUAUAACAGGAGGGGAUUUAGUUGAGCCUGGUUGGCUGCAGUUUAUGAGAGAAUGGGGUCCAAAAAUUGUGUACAACUCAAGGAAUGAGUUGGAUAGGGUAAUUAACCUUUUACCUGUUAUGCUUAGAUAUUCUGCAGAAAAUGUAUUUUACAAGCUUCCAGUAGAGCUUUAUGGGGAAGAAGGUCCUACCGGACCAAAGGAAAAGAAUAAUUGGCUGGGAGAUGAAAGAGGUUAGGUUUUUGUUCCUUACAUGUUUGAAUUACACGGCUAGAGAAUCAUCAAACCCACGGCCUAUACAUGUUUAUAUAUGCAUGUCUUAUUGUUGUAUAGCAAUUCAAUGGAUUAUAAACCAGAGUUAUUAGUCUAAGUUCAUCAAUUCUUUGAGUUGGUUCAGUAGGACAUGGUUUGGAAAUGCAUAUAUAAACCAGAGUUAUUGGUGUGAUCGAAUCGGGCAUGGCGUCUGAGACAAUAGUCUUCUGGGUUGUAUGGUACAGUGGAAUUUUCAUCCUGAAGGAUGGAUGAGACGAGGAAGAAGACAAGCAUUGGUUUCCUCUCAAGUUGAACUUUUUUUUUUCUUGUAGAGAGAAAAAGAAGGAAGUAUUUGUAUUUGUAUGCUGUAAGUUUUUGUGCAUAUAGAACUAUUAGGACUUAGGAGUCUCCUAAUUCAGUGUGGUGUGGACUUGAUUGUUCAGUUCUAUAGUGGCUUUGGAGUAAAAUAUUGUAAAAUACUAGUUCGGAAGGCAAUAGAAAAUUUAUUUAUACUCAAAUAAAAAUUUCAAUAAA